AUGGGAAGUGUUUCAACAGCGGUCGGCUGCGCUGUGGGCAUACCAAUUGGCCUGGGCUUGCUGGUUGCACUAUUUUUUUGGUGGAGAUUACAGAGAAGAUUCAAAAGGGAGGAUAAGGAGGAUGCCGAACUCGAGCAAGUUAUUCAGGACGAUAACGGAUACAUAAGCUUCGACAAUUUGGAAACUUUACAACAGCAGGAAUACAAGGAACCGACAAUCUGGCAAAACCAAGAUGCUCCACAGAGUAAUGAUUCUGAAAUUUUUGAGGUUCGCAAAAUACCCCGACAACCCAUCGGUGGCUCAGGCUCUUCCGAUGGUUCUGUUAGCCAGGAGGAAAAGAAUACUCAUGUGACUGGAUCACUGGAGAAUUUAGGGCCUUCCCAACAUCAAGAGCCAUCGUCAAAACAGCAAAGAAAGAGCAAGUAUUUUGUUCCUGCUUACAGAAGGAAGUUAAAUGCAAUUCAAAGCAAGCAAGUAAACGCUGAUGGAAUCUCUACAAGCAACAGUUCAAAUGCGUCUUUGGAGUCAUCUCAAAAAUUGUUUAAGAAACAUAUCAAUAUUUAUGAUCAAAUGAUUCCUGUGGUAGCAGGAGAACCAUCAGCUAUAUCAGAUGACAAGAGCGAUAAAGAUUUCCCCCAAAAUAACGAACUUUUAAUAAAAAACCUCAAAAGCCAAGACUUCGGAUCGUAUCCAACUCGUGCCUCUUCUGCGAGUUUAAACCAGUUAAACAUGGUUGAUCCUUCAAACUCAUCAAUAAAGCAGACAGCAAGCGUAGAGAAUGUAUUUGAUACUCCAAAAAGUGAAAGGGUACUGAACAGUGACGAGAAAUUGGAGAAACCGGAUGACGUAUAUCUAUUAAGGAAUAACUACGACAUAAUGAACACCAGCGAAAUUGCAGAAGAGGAUCAAUACGAGAAUGAAUUCACAAACUACACCGAGAACAAGAGGGAAUUUAUAGAUAGCCUGAGGCCUAAGAAAAAAUAA
Molecule: messenger RNA, 984 nt
Organism: Zygotorulaspora mrakii
Lineage: Eukaryota; Fungi; Ascomycota; Saccharomycetes; Saccharomycetales; Saccharomycetaceae
Gene: AIM20
Product: Aim20p
Exons: 1
Coding region: 1-984 (327 amino acids)
Source: RefSeq, a predicted model, not a curated record